Messenger RNA from Oncorhynchus keta (chum salmon), 3486 nucleotides. RefSeq names its product arrestin-C-like. Bases 83 to 1192 code for a protein of 369 amino acids. Gene Ontology annotation, molecular function: G protein-coupled receptor binding. Gene Ontology annotation, biological process: G protein-coupled receptor internalization; signal transduction; visual perception. The transcript is spliced from 14 exons. Lineage: Eukaryota; Metazoa; Chordata; Actinopteri; Salmoniformes; Salmonidae. The record is from RefSeq and is a predicted model, not a curated record.
CCGGACACAUACAAGGAGUUUGAGCAUCAGAGGUGCGCUGAUACCUUUAGGAAAAGAAAUAUAUACCUGAAGUGGCUGUAGAAUGGCUAAGUUAUACAAGAAAACCUCUGGGAAUGGCACACUCACCCUUUACCUGGGAAAGAGAGACUACGUCGACCAUGUUCAGAAUGUGGACCCUAUCGAGGGAGUGGUGAAACUUGAUCCUGCAGGCCUUGCAGGCAGGAAAGUGUUUGUGAAGCUGGCGUGUGCCUUCCAUUACGGCCGUGAGGACCUGGAUGUCAUUGGACUGUCCUUUAGGAAAGACAUCUGGGUCAAACACAUCCAGUUGUACCCUGAUGCUGGCCACAAACCCAACCUCACUCCCAUGCACGUUUGCCUGCUCAAGAAGGCGGGAGAGCAAGGCCGUGCCUUCACUUUCGAUAUUGCCACAAACCUUCCCUGCUCUGUCACACUCCAGCCAGGACCAGAUAAUGCUGGAAAGGCUUGCGGUGUGGACUUUGAAGUCAAGACGUACAUUGCAACUGAGGCAGACCCCGAAGAGAAACUUGAUAGGAAGGACACUGCUCGCAUGGCCGUCCGUAAGAUCCAGUUUGCCCCAGACGCGACUGGUGCUCCUGGGCCCAGGGCCGACAUCUGCAAGAGCUUCAUGAUGUCGGACAAGCCUGUCCACCUACAGGCCUCGCUGGAAAAGGAGAUCUACUAUCAUGGAGAUCCGAUCGACGUCAACAUCAAAGUCAAAAAUGAAACCUCCAGAACAGUGACAAAAAUCAAAAUCAUAGUUGAGCAGACUACAGACGUGGUUCUCUACUCCGCAGACAAAUACACCAAAACCGUACUUUCUCAAGACUUUGGAGAGACAAUAGAUGCCAAUAGCACAUUCAAUAAAUCCCUUGCCAUCACCCCCCUACUGGCCGAAAACAAGAAGAAGCGUGGCCUGGCGCUGGAAGGCAGACUGAAGGACGAGGACACGAACCUGGCCUCCAACACUAUUAUUAGAGCCGGUAUGGAUAAGGAAGUGUUGGGAAUCUUGGUCUCCUACAAAAUCAAGGUCAACUUGAUGGUGUCUUCAGGAGGCUUGUUGGGAGGUCUCACAGCCAGUGACAUACAGGUGGAGCUCCCGCUGAUUCUCAUGCAUCCCAAACCCCAAGAAGGGAAGUUACCCUUGAGGUUGAGUAAAUUCCCUCAGCAGUAGAGAAAAGAAAGAGGGACUGCAAAGACGAAUGGAGCAACACCGUUGACAGCUGCUCAGAUUGAGACUGACAAACAAACCAAAGAAGAAACAGGAAUACCUCAUAAGAAGAACCAUCCAUCAAAAACACACGAUAUUGAUUUAUUUGACUAUUACAGACAUGUCUUCAGUUGUGGUUUUGUGAGCUUGUACUGUAUGUUGAUAUCCAGCCAUGCAUCUGAAUCAUAUCGCUUUACCAUUCACUUAGUACUUCCCACAUAAAUCCAUGGGGGGGAGUCAACGAUCACAUCCAACCAGUGGCGACGCGUCAUUCAGGGCAGCUGAGAACGUUUUGAACCAGUUUUUUUUUUGUUAGCCUGUUUUGCAUGUUAUUUUGGCAUUCAUACGUGUCACAUAUCAGUUUGCAAAUAAUGUAAAACAUGGUAUUUUUUUGCUUUCUUGAGCAAGGCAGCUCCAAUAUGCAGGUGUUUCAGCCUAGCUCCGUACUUUUUAUGGUGGUGGGGCAGCCAGUGGAAAAUAUGAAGCGUAGGAUUUGUUCUCGAGUUGCGCCGGGAUUGCCUCAGUGUUCUGUCACUCAUGGGGACACUAUGUCACUGAAAAAUCUACGGGUGGAGCUUGAAAUUUCAAUCCCCUUGAGUGCUGCCAUAGACUUAUAUUAGAAGUGCCCAUCCAAGAAGGCUCAAGGUCAUUUGCCACAGAUAAAAUUACGUUAAAUCACAUUAUAUCUACCGUAGCUUUGAUUGGACUGAUCAUGUGAACAUCAUACUUUCAAAAUCUUAGCUAGCAAGCUAGACAAGCAGUCAUCAUCAUGCAUCAAGUCGGUAAUCUACUGCCAAAUCCUUUUCAAUCAUUGAAGAGAAAUUACAGAUAAAACGUAUCGGUGCUCAUCGGCUAUUGGACAUUACACAACAAGUUGGAAAUCGCAAAUUCAACAAUGAGUGCUCACUGCAGCCCCGGGUUCGAUCCCAGGUUGUGUCACAGCUGGCUGUGGCCGGGAGACCCAUAAGGCGGCACACAAUUGGCCCAGCGUCAUCCGGGUUAGGGGAGGGUUUGGUCGGCAGCAAUGUCCUUGUCUUAUCGUGCUGUAGCAACUCCUUGUGGUGGGCCGGGUGCCUGCAAGCUGACUUCGGUCAUCAGUUUGACAGUGUUUCCUCCGACACAUUGGUGCGGCUUGCUUCCGAGUUAAGUGAGCAGUGUUUCAAGAAGCAUUGCGGCUUGGCUCUCAACCUUCGCCAAGUCCAUAGGGGAGUUACAGAGAUGAGACAAGGUCGUAACUACCAAUUGGAUAUCAUGGAAAAAGGGGGAAAUGUUAGACUUCAGUGAGUUCAAGACGACUGGGAACUCUGAUAAAACCAGCUCUGACUGGGAAAUACAGAAAACAAGUUUGAAUGGUCAUCCAACUCGGAAUUCCAAGUCGGAAUUUCGGGCCUCUUUCUAGAGCCCACAAGAAAGACUGCCGCGCCACCUUCCUGUUCAAGUGAGCACAGCACAACAAGGUGAGUCCAAAAAUGUAUUUUAUGCUGCUACAUAAAUUAUGUAAUAAGCCAGGGAGAUAUGUAUACUGUAGCCAAGAAAGUAAUAUUAAGUGUACAGUAUGUUGUGUAGAAAGCUGGUAGUUUCCCAUGUGCCUCACCCUAAAAAUGUGGUCCCUUUCCUCCUUCAUAACCUAGCCUACUGUUAUGACUUGAUGGUGCACAUGUAGCCUAUAGCCUGUUUUAGAGAAAUGUCAUCAUCAAAUAUUGUAAGAGCUUUCAUUGUCUGCUUUAUAUGCCCCCUUUAUUUAUCCUAUGGUUCUGACUUGGUGUACAGGGAGAAUACUGUAAGAAUUAUGUCACUGUACAUUUGCUUAACAAAUAGUUACAUUGUUUUUUGAAAAGGCAGUAAAUGAGGCUGAAUUACCUGUUUUGUUGCCAGACAAACCUCCACUGAUAGCCAGGUGUAACUGUGGUAAGGAUUCACUCCAGGGUGCUGAUAAGAAAGCUCUGCUUUAUGCAGUCCAUAAAAGUUUGUGGGCACCAUUUGUCACCGAUAUAGUGCAAUGAAUGUAUUGUUCAGUGUUGUGGCUUUGCUUGCAUGCAUAAUUAUAUAUAUUUUUGGGCCCCAACAAGAUUGACAUGCUAAAAUUGCCACUUCAUCUAACAUACAGGGGGGUUCAUUGGUUUGUCAAUAAAAUCCUACUCAUUAACUUCUCCAACCGACAUGGUGUCCGGUAGUUUAUCAUGUUCAAAGAAUUGUGUUUUUCUGUGAGAUGUAUGUUUUUGGCUGAUAAGUAAUUGAACCAAAUAAAAACACCACAU